AUGGAGAGUAAGCAAACAGAUAUGGGCAAUGAGAAGAAAGUCGGCGAAAACAGAAAAUUGAAAACCCUAAAAGAAGAAAUACCCAAAAAAAUAAAAUGCGACGUUGAAGAGCUAAAAAUUAUUGUUGAAAGACAAGAAGAGAUCCUAGAAAAUCUUACACAUUCAUUUAAAGAUUCAAAAAGCAAAAGCAGCAAAUUGCAAUAUUUGUUGUCCGAGACACAUGACUGGAAAAACUCACUUGCUGAAAGAAACGAACGACUAGCGAUGAGAUUCCAAAAAUGCAUACCUGCUAAAAAAGAAAUUCCUGAUAGCUCUAAUGCAAAAAAAGAUUUAAAAAUUGAUAUUGAAGAUAGAUUGUCUGAAAAUGAUAUUCGAAGCAUUGGCUCUACUCCAAAAUCCGCUACAAACCCAGGGAAUCGAAUAAAAUUCAGGCGAGAACCUAAAACUCCAGCUGAAUCUUUAUUUUCAAAGUCUUACUUAUCAUUUCUUCAUAUUUAA
Molecule: messenger RNA, 498 nt
Organism: Blepharisma stoltei
Lineage: Eukaryota; Ciliophora; Heterotrichea; Heterotrichida; Blepharismidae
Source: the annotation of a GenBank genome assembly